Messenger RNA from Lotus japonicus, 1530 nucleotides. RefSeq names its product putative transcription factor bHLH041. Bases 1 to 1530 code for a protein of 509 amino acids. Gene Ontology annotation, molecular function: protein dimerization activity. NCBI's taxonomy places the organism in Eukaryota, Viridiplantae, Streptophyta, Magnoliopsida, Fabales, Fabaceae. The record is from RefSeq and is a predicted model, not a curated record. The transcript is spliced from 7 exons.
AUGGAUGGUGUCUUUUCCCUUCCUGAACCAGCAAGAAUUGAUUUCCUUCGCUCUCUGGUCCGGUCUUUUCACUGCACUUACAUUUGUUUGUGGCGAUAUCAACAUUCCAAUUUAUCCAAUCGUUUGUUCUUUUUGGAUGGUUUUUACAAUGUAACAAGUGACCAACCAAGCUCUUCUUUGGGUAGUUGUAGUGUAGCUGAAAGGGGUUUUAACCAAUAUCAGCGUUUAACUUUUGAUGUCAAUAAUGACUGUGUUCCUGGACUAGCUUUUAAGUACCGACUUCCCUACCUUGAGCUGCAACAAUUGGACCUUCUAAGACUCACAUCCACAGAUAUGCAGACACAAUUCUAUCAAAAAAAAAAAAUGUGCGGUUGUUGCUAUCAUUUGCAGACUACAAUCUUCAUGGGGUGCAACAAAGGAGAAAUUGAGCUUGGGUUCUCCAGUACAUGUCAAGCUGACAUUCGGACAGCACUUGGGAAUUUAUUUCCAGAAGUUCUCUGUCUACAAUCCCAAUCAAUUGAUCAGAAUCCACUUUCAUCAUCUUCAUCUUCUUUAAUACCUUUAUCUACGUCAGGUAGCCAUGAAUAUCCAUCCAUGUUGUUCAGAAAUGAAACCCUUUCUAUGGUUUCCAAAGUGCCACUCACACAAACUAGCCCAUACCAACAAACCAUUCAAGCAUCAACUCAAACAGUUCCUAGUCAAACAAUCUCAACACCAGAGGGUGAACAUGAUGCAAUAGUAAGAGCAUUCCUCCAUGUUAUGUCCCCACCUUCCUCUUCUUCAACUUCUCAUAAUCAGCAAAAUUCUCCUUGUACUUCAUUGGUACAUCCAGAAGCUACUGCGGCUUUCAAGAGAUAUAAUAGACCAGAUACAAUAGUUCCAAAUAGAACAUCCCAAACAGGUUCCAACUUUCGGGGGCAGAGCCUGCUGAAUAGAUCAUUUGCAUUCUGUAGAAGCUUAAAUUUAAUGAGAAUGAGAGAACGCGUGCAAGCAGCACGUUCCACUAGAACCCAUUUGGAUCAUGUGAUAUCAGAGCGAAGAAGGCGUGAAAAUCUCAAUAAGAAUUUCCAGGCACUUAGAGCACUCCUUCCUCCAGGAACUAAGAGAGACAAAGCAUCGAUCAUUACAGCAGCAAAGGAGACAAUGAGGGCCUUGUUAGCUGAUAUUGUGAAGCUUAACUUAAGAAAUCAGAAGUUGAUGAAACUUUUAUCCGCAAAGGAAAGAUUGCAUGUUCAGGUUUCAGAUGUGACAGAAGCGAGCUCAUCACAAGAGGGACGAAUGAUAGACUUGCAAGUGACUUUGAGAGGAGAUAGUUCUCAAGUUGAUUUAUUAAUUCGAUUAUUGGAAUUCUUAAAGCUAGUUCAGAAUGUGACCUUAAUUUCCAUGGAUACAAAUACAUAUAUUAUACAAGGGACAACCAUAAAUCGAUUAACCUUCAGGCUAAGGAGUAUUCAGGGAAGUGAAUGGGAUGAAUCUGCCUUCAUGGAUGCAGUCAGAAGAGUGGUAGCUGACUUCAUAGCGAUGGUAUAG